Messenger RNA from Suillus discolor, 2225 nucleotides. RefSeq lists its product as uncharacterized. The transcript has 4 exons. The record is from RefSeq and is a predicted model, not a curated record. Bases 244 to 2103 code for a protein of 619 amino acids. Lineage: Eukaryota; Fungi; Basidiomycota; Agaricomycetes; Boletales; Suillaceae.
CGCUUGUCUUGAAGAGAUCAAGAUCCAUAAGAUGCGUGCUCCUGUCCCUGCUGUUGGACAGGGUGACUGGACUCGAACCAAGAGUCAGAGAGAUGCUCUACCAGCCCGUGUGUGUGCUACUGACAACCUAUGCUACCCUGCUGACCAACGACCCAUGCUACUCUGCUGACCAAGCCUCGGAGUUCCUCUCCUAUGCUAUGCCUGUGGGACCCCUAAUCCACCGUGAUCUGCCAACAGAACAAUAUGCCCAUGCACCAAAACCACCAGACUAAAAAAUCAACUCGGAACCUCACGAUUCUUUCUUUGAAUAGCGCAUGUGCUCUCUUCCAGGAUGAAAAGGGCGGCAAGAAGGAUAAACAGACGGGCACACAGAAGAACGACGAGAAGGAUGACGAGCAGCGCAAUACGAAGCUCAAGGCUCAUAUGGACACGAAUGCAACGGCAAAACUGAACAAUCACCUCUGGAAAGAUGUCGAGUUCAAGAGGAAGACGCCAGGGAGGACGGAAGGGAUUAAGCCACCGCCCUCUACAUAUACAGUGACAGAUCAUGUCCCUACCAAGCCAGAAUAUCUGCCAGUGGAUCAUCUUAAGGAUGAAGUCCCUACGCCAGGCCCUUCGCAGACCCCAGUAACACAACCUGUGUCCGACACUGCACCAGUCCAAUCUUCCGGCCUUACUACUGCACAACCUUCCAAGGACGGGUCUAGCUCCAAGCGCAAAGCUGCAGACACUCUGGAAUCCACCGCGAAAAAAUCUAAGAUGAAUCCUGAGGACACGGACACAGAUCUAGAUGUCACCGUCCAGACAGGUCUGUACGCUGCCGAAAUUUUUGCGGCCAAUCUUGGAGUCAAUUACCUUCUGAACAUUAUUGUCGUCGACGAUGUGAUGUGGAUCUGGUAUUAUGAUCUGCAAGGGAUCGUUCAAUGCUCAGGUAUCAAUUUCAUUCAAGAUCUCCCGCGAUUUAUGGUGCUGUUGCAUACUUUACAACGCUUCAAGGUUCACGAUUGGGGCCGAAACAAGGACUUCAUCCCAGUUCCAGUUCGGGGGAAACGAUGCAGCGAAUUCAAUAUCCAGAAUAAAGAACUCGGAACGGCGGAUCUAUUGCUUAACACCAGCCACGACGAAAGAGUGACACACUACGGACUUCAAGGACGGGCCACCAACUUGGUCGCUGUCACUAGCGAGGCACUCACGAAGAAAUACGGUAACCUUCCGGAUGGGAUGGUGGCCAAGAUAUUUUGGGGAGAGGCAAAUCGCACUAGCGAGCCGGGGAUCCUGAAAAAGGUUGAGGAGACCACUAAGAGGCACGCAGCUGUCCAAGACCAUGUUCCUGAGCUCCUUUGGCACCACACGUUUACGAAUCCCGCAUCUGUCAUCCGGGAAGUGCUCGAUGUUCCAGACUCUACCACGGCCAGUCGCAUGCUCUACAUUCUUGUAUUUCGGAAGCUCAAGCCAAUCACAGAGCUUCAGGGCAAAGAGCUUUUCGACAUCUGGCGUCAGUGUAUCUUGUGCCACCUUGCUCUGUGGAAGGAAGGGGUCUGUCAUCAAGAUGUGAGCCCUGGAAACCUGAUGUGGUACUGGAAAGACGGGAAACAGACAGGCGUUUUAAACAACUACGAUCUAUCCUCGUUGGCGGAUGGCCCAGGACCUCGGGGCAACGAACGCACCAGAACGAUGCCGUUCAUGGCGCUCGAUCUUCUCACUGGUCAACGAGGCAAAGUGAAACACUUAUAUCGCCAUGAUCUGGAGUCGUUUAUGUGGUGUUUCGUCUGGAUUUCCUUGCGUUACGAGAAUGGAGUCCUUCUACCACCGAGAUUGCGCCCCUUCGAUGAAUGGGCGAGCUUAGACGGUGUGGAAUGUGGCAUGACAAAGUACUGUCUUCAGCGUUUUAGAGAGCUUCCCGCGUGCUCGCCCACAAAUGCACUUAUGUGGCGUUUCCUUGUAGCCUGUUUGAAUGUGCUUGAUGCAGAAGCCUAUAACCGACAGGUACAACCACCAGGCUCACCAACAGAGGAAUCAGUAUCAGAUAUGGAUAAUUUUCUAGCCAAAUUCACAGCUACUCAGGCCUGGGCUACGCUCAGCAGCCCUUCACUUUCACAGUGAUUUUACACUACAUUCAUACUAUUUAUGUCUGAUACCUGCCCAUGUGCCCCUCGUCUCCUGUAGGUAUCCAACUCGAGUAGACGAAUCAUCCUAAUGACUCUGCGUUAGGGCUCCUUUGUCAA